This is a messenger RNA of Pneumocystis carinii B80, 1024 nucleotides long. RefSeq lists its product as hypothetical. Gene Ontology annotation, molecular function: mRNA binding. Gene Ontology annotation, biological process: mRNA alternative polyadenylation. Gene Ontology annotation, cellular component: mRNA cleavage and polyadenylation specificity factor complex. The record is from RefSeq and is a predicted model, not a curated record. The transcript is spliced from 4 exons. Bases 46 to 978 code for a protein of 310 amino acids. NCBI's taxonomy places the organism in Eukaryota, Fungi, Ascomycota, Pneumocystomycetes, Pneumocystales, Pneumocystaceae.
GAAGGAGGAUCAAAGGUUUGGUGCGUUUUUAGGCUUUUUUUUCCUAUGGAAGAGGAUAAUUUUGAUAUCGAUAUAUAUGAAGAUGAGCCAUUGACAUAUGAGGAGACAAAGGAGCAGGAGGGCUUUGAACAGGAGGGUUUCAAGACAGCAGAGAUUGAUGCGGAAGGAGAUAAAGUUGAUUAUUGUCAAAUAAACAAUAAAUCAGAAAGCAAUGAGGAAAAAACGACAGAAGAUGUAAAUGCAUUAGAGACGUCAGAAGAGACGGAGAAAAUAGAUACUAGACCUAUUGAUACAUCUGCUACUACGGCGCUUUAUUUGGGUGAAAUGAAUUGGUGGAAUUCGGAUGAAGAUAUACGAAAUGUAGUUCUGGAAGCGGGAAUUGAUUGUGAAUUAAAAGAGAUUACAUUUAACGAGCAUAAAGUAAACGGAAAGUCUAAAGGAAUUGCAUUUGUUGAAUUUACAACACCGCAAGCAGCAACAGCAGUUAAAUUGUUCCUUGAAAAUACAACAAACCCGGCAUAUAUGAAUGGAAACAAAAAAUUUAGUGUUAGCUUUUCAUCAUUGUCAAAUCCAUUUCGUACGCUUCCUAAAGAACCACCUUCUAAAACUAUUCGCGGACGCAAUGAUAUGGCACCUACAAAUACACGAGGACUAGCAAGAGGCAAUGUGAACAACAGAAAUAUGACAGGAUAUGGAAAUCGUAUGAAUAAUGCAGGCAUUCAGGGAAAUAUGAUGAUGACAGGUCUUCCAGGGAGAAUACCAUUUCCUAAUAUGAUGCCAUUUGGAACAUAUUCUCAAUCACAAAAUGCAGCAGGAUCAGGCUUUAAUGCUAAUAUGAUGGGUUAUGGAGGAUUUGGUGGGUCACAAGGGUUUCCUGCACCUCAUUUUAACCCUGCAUUCUUUGGAAAUGCACAAGAUCCUAAUACAUUCUCUGAUGCAAAUCCUCAUGGUCAAAAAAGGCAAAGAGGGACAGAAUAAAUUCUAAAAUACCAAAAACAUAGUAUUCUUUAAGGACAAAUUAACA